UGCGUCAAAAAGUGCGCUCACUUCCGGCCAGGGAGCGCGCGGGUUGAUUCGUCCCCUCUCGGCCGCGGGUGCUCGCAGCUCGGAAAUGGCGGGAUUUGGUGCUAUGGAGAAAUUUUUGGUUGAAUACAAGAGUGCGGUUGAGAAGAAACUGGCAGAGUACAAAUGUAAUACCAACACAGCAAUUGAACUAAAAUUAGUUCGUUUUCCUGAAGAUCUUGAGAAUGACAUUAGAACUUUCUUUCCUGAAUAUACCCAUCAGCUCUUUGGGGAUGAUGAAACUGCUUUUGGUUACAAAGGUCUGAAGAUCCUUUUAUAUUACAUUGCUGGUAGCCUGUCAACAAUGUUCCGUGUUGAAUAUGCAUCUAAAGUUGAUGAGAACUUUGACUGCGUAGAGGCAGAUGAUGUCGAGGGCAAAAUUAGACAAAUCAUCCCGCCUGGAUUUUGCACAAACACAAGUGAUUUUCUUUCAUUGCUGGAAAAAGAAGUUGAUUUCAAGCCAUUUGGAACCUUACUCCAUACAUACUCUGUUCUCAGUCCAACAGGAGGAGAAAACUUCACCUUUCAAAUAUAUAAGGCUGACAUGACAUGUAGAGGCUUUCGAGAAUAUCAUGAAAGGCUUCAGACCUUUUUGAUGUGGUUUAUUGAAACUGCUAGCUUUAUUGACGUGGAUGAUGAAAGAUGGCACUACUUUCUAGUAUUUGAGAAGUAUAAUAAGGAUGGAGCUACACUCUUUGCGACCGUAGGCUACAUGACAGUCUAUAAUUACUAUGUGUACCCAGACAAAACCCGGCCACGUGUAAGUCAGAUGCUGAUAUUGACUCCAUUUCAAGGUCAAGGCCAUGGUGCUCAACUUCUUGAAACAGUUCAUAGAUACUACAUUGCAUCUCCUUCUGUUCUUGAUAUUACAGAGGCACUGGGGGUUGAACCCAGGACCUUGUGCAUGCGAGGCACAUGCUCUACCUCUGAGCUUUACCCGCUGUCCCCCAUUAACAGUAGUUUGAAAGCGGAAGAUCCAUCCAAAAGCUACGUGAAAUUAAGAGACUUUGUGCUCGUGAAGCUUUGUCAAGAUUUGCCCUGUUUUUCCCGGGAAAAGUUAAUGCAAGGAUUCAGUGAAGAUAUGGCAAUAGAGGCUCAACAGAAGUUCAAAAUAAAUAAGCAACAUGCUAGACGGGUUUAUGAAAUUCUUCGACUACUGGUAACUGAUAUGAGUGAUGCUGAACAAUACAGAAGCUAUAGACUGGAUAUUAAAAGAAGACUAAUUAGCCCAUAUAAGAAAAAACAGAGAGAUCUUGCUAAAAUGAGGAAAUGUCUUAGACCAGAAGAGCUGACAAACCAGAUGAACCAAAUAGAGAUAAGCAUGCAACAUGAACAGCUGGAAGAAAGCUUUCAGGAACUUGUGGAAGAUUAUCGACGUGUUAUUGAACGCCUCGCUCAAGAGUAAAGAUUACACGUCUCUGUACAGGAAGUUUCUGAAUUUCUGUACAUGUGUUGUGAAAAAUCAGAUGCUUUUAAUUUUAAAAUCUUGUAACAUUUUACUUACAUUAAAAGUUAUCUAUCUUUAGUUGAAUAUUUUCUUUUGGAGAGAUUGUAUAUUUUAAAAUACUGUUUAGAGUCUAUGAGCAUAUAUUACAUUUAAAAAAAGAUACAGCUUCUGAAAUACCACUGCAAUUGCUUCCCUUCUUAAACAGUAUAAUAAAUGCUUAGUUGUGAUAUGUUA
Vicugna pacos (alpaca) is the source of this 1717-nucleotide messenger RNA. The record is from RefSeq and is a predicted model, not a curated record. Lineage: Eukaryota; Metazoa; Chordata; Mammalia; Artiodactyla; Camelidae.